CAGUCACGGAUUGAGAUUAUGGAAGAACCCACCUCAAAUGAUAGAACCUCAACUGCUUCUGUUGGUUUUGGGCCCUCUUGCUCUGAAGUCUGAAGAAGCAAGAAAUUAAAUUAGAGUAGCAAAUACCUGUUCCUUUGCUGUCUUCCUUUGGACAGCUGAAACGACGUUGCUGAAGGGUGUCUGAAAGAUGGCUAGCCGGGGCAGCAGAGCGGAGAAAGUAAAGAGAAUCUUCCAGCAAUUCGACGCGAACAAUGACGGAGGUCUCAACAGAGAAGAAAUGGCGGCUCUCGUUGUCGCCGUCAACCCUAGAGUUAAGUUCAGCGACGAGCAGAUCAAUGCCAUCCUUGACGAGGUCUUUCGUACCUAUGCUGAGUUCAUCGACGGAGUAAAGGGUCUCACCUAUGAGGGCCUUGUCCGUACCUACGACGACGGUGCUGGCGAUGUCGAUCGAGAUUUCGAUGCCCUCGGCCUUGAGUUCAAUUCCGACUCCGCCAAAGCCAUUGAAAUGGUUUCCGAAGCCUCUUCGUCUUCGAUUGCCGAUGAGAGGGUGGUGGAUCCUCACAAGAGGCAGAGGACCGCUGCCUGGGCGGCUUCACCGAACCAUGGGAUAAUCUUCGACGAUACGUGGAAACUCGUUGAUGAUUUGGAGAUUCUGGUGAAGAGGUUGAAAGCGAAGCAGGCCAAGGAUGGAGCGAUGAAGGGGGAUAACUUUGAUGUCUUCUCCGACCCCGGCUGGUCUAGGGAAUUGGGACCUUCUUCGGAGCUCUCGGAGAAAAGGGUCUUCUGGGACGAAUCCAGCCACGACUACGCCGCGUUCGUGAAGGAAUUGGGGGUCCUUAGAAGCAGAGCAGACGGCGCCAGGUCCAGAGAAGAAGCUUUCGAUGGGCACAUGGCGAUUGGUCGGGUUCUGUACGAGCACCAAUUGUUUAAGGAAGCUUUGGUCAGCUUCAAGCGGGCUUGCGAGCUUCAGCCCACCGAUGUUAGGCCGCAUUUCAGGGCCGGAAACUGUUUGUACAUUCUCGGGAGACACGCUGAGGCCAAAGAGGAGUUCCUCUUGGCUCUUGAGGCUGCCGAGACCGGUGGGAACCAGUGGUCUUACCUUCUUCCCCAAAUCCAUGUUAAUCUUGGGAUUUCGCUCGAGGGUGAAGGUAUGGUUUUAAGUGCUUGUGAGCAUUACAGGGAAGCUGCAAUCCUUUGUCCGACCCAUUUUAGGGCUUUGAAGCUUCUUGGCAGUGCUCUUUAUGGAGUGGGAGAGUAUAGAGCGGCGGAGAAGGCACUGGAAGAGGCUAUUUUCUUGAAACCGGACUAUGCAGAUGCACAUUGCGAUCUGGGUUCCGCUUUGCAUGCUAUGGGGGAGGACGAGAGGGCAAUUCAGGAGUUUCAGAAGGCCAUAGAUUUGAAGCCUGGGCAUGUCGAUGCUUUAUACAAUUUGGGUGGGCUUUAUGUGGAUAUGGGCAGGUAUCAGAGAGCCUCAGAGAUGUAUACCAGGGUUCUGGCUGUCUGGCCAAACCAUUGGAAGGCGCAGCUUAACAAGGCUAUAUCUUUGUUGGGAGCCAAUGAGGCUGACGAAUCCAGGAAAGCACUAAAAGAAGCUUUCAAGAUGACAAAAAGGGUUGAAUUACAUGACACUAUUGUUCAUUUGAAGCAACUGCAGAGGAAGAAGCCCGGUGGUAAUGGAGGCACUGAAGGGGAGGGCGCAUCCAUUGUGGUGGAGCAGUCGAAGUUUAAGAAGGUGGGUAGGAGGACUAUUUUGAGGCAGGACUUGGCCAAUGCCCUUGAAAUCAGGGCUUUCCAGAGGCUCACCAGGUUGAAUCGAUGUGAUGUUGAUCUUCUGAAGAAGGAAAUGUCAGAAACAGAAGUUCCGGUGUCCUAUUCUGGCAGUGGUGUUCCUGAGAAAUCCAUCCGCAAGGCUACCUUGGAGGAAACUCUCCGUAAAUUGCUUAAUUUCUUGAAGCCCGAGACCUUCCAAGGAACUGUCAAAGUCAUCAAUGAGAGGAUUCUUACUGUCUUGGAUGUUUCGGGCUCUGGUAGGGUGGAUUUGGGUAUGUUCUAUGCUGUUCUUGCCCCCAUAUGUAGUGGCCCGGCUGAAAGACGCAAAAGGGUUGUCUUUGAUGCACUUCUUUGGCGACCUGUGAAUGAAGGUGGAGUCUAUAUCAAGAAAGAAGAUGCCAUUAAGUGCAUCAAAUUGUUGAGAGCUAUCUAUAUUCCUUCCCAUGGCGUCAGUGAAAUGCUGGAAGUCCAUGGAGAACCUGAUGUUUCACCAGUCUCCUUUUCAGAGUUCCUUGAGAUGUUUAAUGAUAGGGAUUGGGGUUUUGGAAUCAUGUCCACUCUAUUGAAACUCGAGACUGGGGACAGAACACGCCAUGGUCGCUAUGCUUGCUCUGUCUGCUGCUAUCCUAUCAUAGGGUCUCGUUUUAAGGAGAUUAAACUGCAUUUCAGUUUAUGUAGCCGAUGCUAUUGUGAAGGGAAGGUACCUUCUGCCUUCAAGCAGGAAGAGUAUAGAUUCAAGGAAUAUGGGAGCGAGGCUGAAGCCAUGAAAGAUAAGUGCAUGUUCUUCAGUUUUCAUUCUAAAAGCUCAUCUGAAAAUGAUCCAUAACUAGGUUGUAAUAACUGUUUGAAGUAAGUAUAAUAUUUUACAAAUGGUGCUAAUUAUGCAGCGUGACAUAGAUCAGAGAUGUGUUUAAUCAGUUUCUUAUGUCCUUGUAUAAUAAAUGCCCUUGGAUUGGGAGGCUCAGAAUCUUUACCUGGUAGCUUGUGAAGUUAUUCCUUUUCUUGUUCCUCCAUACUUGUGAUUUUGAGUAGAUGAAAUCAUAGAUGUGUAUAGUUUGUUCCGUAAUUUUC
Molecule: messenger RNA, 2841 nt
Organism: Telopea speciosissima
Lineage: Eukaryota; Viridiplantae; Streptophyta; Magnoliopsida; Proteales; Proteaceae
Exons: 2
Coding region: 188-2596 (802 amino acids)
Cellular component (GO): plasma membrane
Molecular function (GO): calcium ion binding; protein binding
Source: RefSeq, a predicted model, not a curated record